AUGCCUCAACAUAUCCUCCCAGCAGCCUUGAGUGCCUCAGAACAUCCUACCAACAUCCCUGUUCCUCUCGUCAUCCUCCCAGCAUCCUUGACAUCCCUGAGCACCUUAACAUCCUCCCAAGCAUCUUUUUAUCCCUCGCCAUCCUCCCAGCAUCCCUUGGGUGCCUCAAAAGAUCCUCCAGGCAUCCCUGACAUCCCUGAGUGCAGACCUGCAUCCAGUGCAUCCUUUCAAACUCGCCGUCCUCCCAGCAUUCCCUCAGCAUCGCGUCCUCCCAGCAUCCCUGAGCAUCCCUUCAUCCCUCGCGUCCUCCCAGCAUCCCUGAGUGCUGCAUCCUCCCAUCCUCCCAGCAUCAGCAUCCCUUCAUCCUCCCAAGCAUCGCCGUCCUCCCAGCAUCCCUGA
Molecule: messenger RNA, 399 nt
Organism: Penaeus vannamei (Pacific white shrimp)
Lineage: Eukaryota; Metazoa; Arthropoda; Malacostraca; Decapoda; Penaeidae
Source: RefSeq, a predicted model, not a curated record